Messenger RNA from Psylliodes chrysocephalus, 369 nucleotides. The record is from the annotation of a GenBank genome assembly. Lineage: Eukaryota; Metazoa; Arthropoda; Insecta; Coleoptera; Chrysomelidae.
AUGGCUGAUAACAAAUUAUUCAAGGACAUGAUCUGCGCAUUGAGACCUGGAUAUGAUCCACCUAGCCAGGCUCUGCAUUUGCAAAAACAACUUGCCGUUAUCGUGAAAGCUCUAGACAGAUUUCAAAGCGAUUACGUAAACAUUUCUGAUGCAGUAGAAAUAUGGAAAGAUGUCCUCAACCAUGAUUUGUUACAGCCAUACAGACAAGAAAUAAAAAGAGAUAUGACGUUGCCAUUCAACCAGUUCGCCUUUUUACAAAUGGAUCCCAAAUACAUGGGAAUAAGAGGAAACAGAGGAAGAAGAGGAAACAGAGGAAGAAGAGGAAACAGAGGAAGAAGAGGAAACAGUCAAACAGUGGGUUUGCAUUGA